CCUUUCGCACCAAUUCAUCUCCCACUGUCUCUGCUCAUUUCUCCGUCUCAAGCUUUCUGCGAAGAUCCAAAGUCUCGAUUUUUAUGAGGCCAAUACGUCUUCCUGAGCCGCCCAGCCCCAAAAUGGGGACGCCGGAAAUCUUCGAAGGCGGCGUAUACGGCGUCGUACGCCGCGCCGUCGUAAUUGGCAACGGCUUCCCGGGUUCCGAGAAUCAGAGUGUCGGCCUGGUUCGCGCUCUCGGCCUCGCCGACAAGCACGUCGUGUAUCGAGUUACAAGGCCAAGAGGAGGUCUAAAUGAGUGGCUUCACUGGCUCCCGGUUUCUGUUCACAAGAAGUUGGAUUGCGUCAUAAGGAAGAUGUUUAUUUUGUUAAUAUAUCGGGGGCAGAAAGUUGGGUCUCUACCAACAGAAAAUGGUGGCAGUGCUGGGUUGAAAUGUGUCUUAGAAGCUGAUGUCCAGGAGAUUGUAACCAUGGCUCGUCAGACUUAUGAAAAGGAUGGACCCAUACUGGUGGUAGCUUGUGGCAGGGAUACUAUUUCCAUUGCAAGUUCUAUUAGACGACUAGCAUCUGAAAACGUCUUUGUUGUUCAGAUACAACAUCCCAGGUUGCAUCUCAAUAGAUUUGACUUGGUUAUUACCCCGAAACAUGAUUACUAUCCUUUGACCCCUGAAGCACAGAAGCAGUUUCCUCAAUUUCUACGUGGGUGGAUAACUCCUCGUGAACCUCCUGACAGGCAUGUGGUCCUCACUAUUGGAGCUUUGCAUCAAAUUGAUGCUACUGCCCUUCGUAAUGCUGCCAGUGCAUGGCGUGAUGAAUUUGCAGCUCUACCAAAGCCCUUACUUGUGGUGAACAUUGGUGGUCCUACAAGCAAUUGUCGUUAUGGUGUGGACCUUGCGAAGCAAUUGGCAACCUAUUUGCUUAGUGUUCUUGUAAGCUGUGGAAGCAUCAGAAUAUGUUUCUCUAGUAGAACACCUGAAAAGGUAUCCAAUGUUAUAACAAAGGAGCUCGGAGGUAAUCCAAAAGUUUACAUUUGGGAUGGUCAAGAGCCAAACCCGCACAUGGGCCAUCUAGCCUGGGCCGAUGCUUUUGUUGUCACCGCAGAUUCCGUUAGCAUGAUAAGUGAGGUUUGCAGCACCGGGAAACCUGUCUAUCUAAUGGGAGCUGAGCGUUGUAAAUGGAAGCUUUGUGAUUUCCAUAAAUCACUCAAGGAGCGAGGAAUGGUUAGGCCAUUUACAGGCUUGGAGAAUAUUUCAGAGAGCUGGAGUUAUCCACCGCUCAAUGAAACUGCAGAAGCAGCCAGUCGAGUGCAUCAAGCCCUUGCUGAGCGGGGAUGGAGAUUGCGGGCAUAGGCGGUCGAUAAUUUUUUUUCGUGUAAACACUGUUCAAUCUUAUGAACAAAAAAAGAAAAGAAAAAAGAAAUCUUUUGUUAAAAGGUGUUAGGGAUUUCUGAUAUCGCGUAUAGUAAUGACAGCUAAAGGCUGUGAUAGCUCAUAUAUUUGAUUCUUCCCCUUUAGGGGUCCUGAGAUAUGUAGAACGAAUACUAUCCGUAAUCGUGCGGCUUGUAAAAUAGGGAAGAGGUUGAGCUUUUCUUUGUCCAUGGGUGGGUUUGUUUCUGUGAAAAUGAUUCUUUUGUUGUAACGGAAGGAAUGAAAAAAGAAAAAAAUGGAUUUAUUUAUCUUGAACUUGUAGA
Rosa rugosa (rugosa rose) is the source of this 1690-nucleotide messenger RNA. Its product is annotated as mitochondrial fission protein ELM1-like. Gene Ontology annotation, cellular component: mitochondrial outer membrane. Gene Ontology annotation, biological process: mitochondrial fission. The transcript has 10 exons. Bases 84 to 1349 code for a protein of 421 amino acids. NCBI's taxonomy places the organism in Eukaryota, Viridiplantae, Streptophyta, Magnoliopsida, Rosales, Rosaceae. The record is from RefSeq and is a predicted model, not a curated record.